CUAAGCUGAAUUAUCCAGAAUCCGGAGUCCUGAAUCCUGAAUCCACAGUAGCGGACGAUGCCUUCUGUUUGCCAUUUCAGGCCAUUCGGUAGCCCGAUUCGCCUCGCACACGUGUACACAAAGGUUUGCUCCAGGAGAAAGCAUUGGCUGGGAUUUUCUUUCUGACAGGACCCAACGCGAGUUGCUCGUUGAAUUUCUCAGUGGGGUGACACAUCCGCAUUACACGCUGCUCCGUUAUGUGACUCCUCCGCAUCGUCGUUUCAUCAUGGGCGCAGUCGAGUCCGUUCUCGUUGUGUCGGAUUCAGACGAGGAGGGCGACGAGGGACAACAGGGUAACCAGCAGCGGCGACGAGAGCGGGAGCGUCGCAGGGCGCAGGGAGAGGAUGCAGGCUCCGGGGAAAUAACGAGUCUAGAGCAUCAGGCGCAGCAGCAGCAACGGCGGAAGAACCUCGGGGAAGGCGCAGGGGACGGCCAGGGGCGCGGUCCAAUAGAUGCUGCGGGGGGAGGGCACCAGCACGCGAGACACGACAGCGUUGAGAGCGUUGACUCCGUUGACUCCGUUGACUCGCUUGAUCGCACCCAGUCCAUCGGCUCGCCCCGUAGCGUUGACUCCGUUGACCUUUCCUCCCCCCGUCCCGUUGACUCCGCUGAUCCAUACGAUCCCGCGAAUCUCCCCCUUUCCGCGCAUCCCGCUACGCGCAAGCCUAGGGCGCACCACAGGCGGAAAGGCUCGCGCGGAUCGUCGCGCCUCAGCCGGUCAACUUCCGCCACUUCCCCCGAUGGGCGCGGCACUCCCGCCGACGCUGACGUGGCCGCCGGGGGGAACGGGGAACGACACGUCACAGCUGCCAUGCUGGCAGCCGCCCAUGGCAAGUCAGCAGAAAAAAUAUUUACGGGCAGGGAAGGAGGGGUAGGCUCGAGAGGGGGCAUGGGGGGUCCAGGGGGGAUGGAAGGGGGAACGGGGAGGGGAAGGGGAAUGCCAGGGGGAGGGGAGUCCCUGGCGAGAUUGCCAGGGCCGGGAGCGGGGCGGGGGGAGGGCGCGAGUGGGGGGCGUGUGGGACUAGGGGGGAGGAGCGGGGGAACAGGGGCUGCUGAUUGGGGAGGCGCAGACAAGACCGAAGCUGCUUCGUUUGAAGCCCGUUCCAUGCCUCCACUCCGAACCGCCGCCUCAGCCCUGGCGACUGCCGAGGCUGGUGCCGAAGCUGCUGCCGAGGCUGCAGCGUCGUCGCAGCCAGGGUCCCCUGUGCGGCUGCAGCGCGUGCUGGCUGCUGUGUCGCGCGCGCUUGAUAGGGCCAGUGAGGCUGCCGCGGAGCAACGAGGGGUAGCAGAGAAAGAGGAGAAAGGGGGGGGGUCUAGAGAGGGCGAAGCUGGUGCUAAAGCAGCAGAGGGGGCAGUAGAAAGGCCUGCCACUGCAGGAGACGCGUCAGCAGCGCGACACGAGUCAGCAGCGGCAGAAAGUGAGGGGUGGAGAGGGGGGGGAGCGGUGGCAGAGGUGGUAGCAGAAAGAGGAGACGAGGGUGCAGCAGACGAGGGUGCAGCAGACGAGGGUGCAGCAGACGAGGGUGCAGCAAACGAGGGUGCAGCAAACGAGGGUGCAGCAAACGAGGGUGCAGCAGACGAGGGGGCAGCAGACGUCGUGCGGGCAGACGUACGUGCCACAGUGGCCAUGCGGCCAGCAAGGGACGAGGAUGCGGAGGAGCCACAUUCUGGGGCGCUGGGAGACAUGGAUGGGGAAUGUGAUGCUCCUGGUGAUGGUGUUGGUGAUGCUGCUGGUGAUGCUGCUGGUGAUGGUGCUGGUGAUGGUGCUGGUGAUGCUGCUGGUGAUGCUGCUGGUGAUGCUGCUGGUGAUGCUGCUGGUGAUGCUGCUGGUGAUGCUGCUGGUGAUGCUGCUGGUGAUGCUGCUGGUGAUGGUGCUGGUGAUGCUGCUGGUGAUGCUGCUGGUGAUGCUGCUGGUGAUGCUGCUGGUGAUGCUGCUGGUGAUGCUGCUGGUGAUGCUGCUGGUGAUGCUGCUGGUGAUGCUGCUGGUGAUGCUGCUGGUGAUGCUGCUGGUGAUGCUGCUGGUGAUGCUGCUGGUGAUGCUGCUGGUGAUGCUGCUGGUGAUGCUGCUGGUGAUGCUGCUGGUGAUGCUGCUGGUGAUGCUGCUGGUGAUGCUGCUGGUGAUGCUGCUGGUGAUGCUGCUGGUGAUGCUGCUGGUGAUGCUGCUGGUGAUGCUGCUGGUGAUGCUGCUGGUGAUGCUGCUGGUGAUGGUGCUGGUGAUGGUGCCUUUGGUGCGAAUGCUGAUGGUGCCAGUAGUGGUGCAGAAGACAGUGGUAGCGACGGUGGCAGCGAUGGAGGCAAUGGCAGUGAUUUUGGCACGCCUGAGUUCCUCUCCCCUACUGGCAGCACAUCCAGUGGUAGAAUCCACACUUACCCACCCUUUCCAGCACUUAGCACCGAAACUGCACCUGGCACCGCUCCAGCACUUAGCACUGUUCAAGCACUUAGCACCGUUCAAGCACUUAGCACCGUUCCAAAACUUACUCCUGUGGCCUCAGCAGCAGAUGCGGCUGUUGUGGGUGCUGCUGAGCAGGGUGCAGGGGCAGCAGGCACAGGGGAGCAGAGACGGGCAGGAGUAUACAGGGAACGGUCAAGGGGGAGAGGAGCAGAGGAAGAGGAGGGUGGAGGGACGGGGGAGGGAACGUACGCAGUGAUGCAGGGGGGUGGGGGGGGUGAGGAGGAGGAGAGGGAGAGGACUAGGCACCUGGAGGCGAGGGCAGCACGGCUGUCAGCAUUGCUGGCAAGGGCGGGAUCAGUGGGGUCGGUGGGGUCGAUGGGGUCUGUUGGAACCAUGAACACAGCAACAGGGUCGAUGGGGGGGUCUCCAAGCGGCACCCCUCUGGUUACCAGUCCGCGGUUCUGGCCCGAUGGGGACGAGUCAGUGGGAGGGGUGAUUGGGGCCACGGUGGGAGCAGUGGCAAUGUCUUUCAGCAACAGUUACCCCGGGAGCACCGAUGGCAGGAGCAAUGGGAGCAGCAAUGGGAAGAGAAGUGAGAAUCCCCAAGAAGCAGUUGCUCCGUGCGAUGAGCGGAGUAAUGAAGGCAUGCUGGACCACUCGCCUCCCUCGGUUCCCGCCUUUUCCACUGAGGCCUUUGCUGCUGGUGACGAUGGCGCUGGUCCUGCUGCUCUUUAUGCUGCUGCUGCUGCUGUUGCAAGCGCACUAUCAAACGCUGCUGAUGCUGGCGCGGAGGCAGUGGGGCAGGGGCAAGUAUCAGCCCACAAGCAGGCUGUAGCAGAGCAAGUCACACCGCUGCUAGCGCCGGUAAAGGCAGCAGAAGAGGCGGAAGUGCGAGAAGCAGCAGCAGCAGCACCUGCGGACGCAGCAGUACUGGAGGUGGCCCAUUCCUCUUCUAAUGCGCCCUCCUUGCUUUCCCGGUCGCCGCCCAACAAUGCCUGGCUCUCAACCGUUCUGGCGGCCAGCAGCAGCAGCAGCAUCACCGUCGAGUUUCACAUCAUCAGGCAUGCAGAGUCAACCCAAAACCCCGCCCUCAUCGCCGGUCGCUCGCCCUCGGCUCUGCUCACCCCCAAGGGCUGCCAGCAAGCGCUCGCCCUGGGCACCUUCCUGCGGCGCUAUGUUGCCCUCAAGUGGGAUGCGGUGCAUUGCUCGCCCAUCCCCCGCGCCAAGCACACCGCUAACAUUGUUUGCCAGGCACUGGGCUUCCCACCUGCCCACAUACACGAGGCUCCUGAGCUGCAGGAGAUGAGUGCGGGCGACUGGGAGGGGAAGCCCCGGGCAGAAAUGUUUUCCUCCGAUGUUGCCCUGGCCUGGAUGACAGCCACACAGCCCGACUUCAGCUACCCGGGGGGCGAAUCCCAACGCCAGGUGGAGUACCGCAUGGUGGAGUUUCUGAAUCGCCUUGCACUCACCCAUACAGCGCAACCCAUGGCAGCACAGGCUAGUGUUACACCUGGGGAAGGUACACCCAAGAGCGUGGCAAGGCGCCGCAUCGGCUUGUUUUCACACUGCACUGCGAUUAAGUGUCUUUUGCGGGGCUUGAUGGGGUCGAGCCCACAUUUGACCCACAAAAUAGCAGUGGACCAUACAUCGGUUAGCGUGGUGGCCUUUUUGCCAGCAAGCGGCUGGAGACUAGUGCGCGUGAACGACACCUCUCACUUGCUUGUGGCACAUGGGCCUAUAGCCCCUUAGUGCCAACCCAUGUGGUGUUUUUGCUAGGUAGUGCAGAGGGCCAAGUGAAUGUUCCCCUUGAGAAUGUUGCUUGUGUUUCACUACAGGAAAAUUGCCAACAACACCAGGAGCUUGGCUUGGGCGAGCCUUGGGGUUGGUCAGAUUGGGAGAGUGAUGGCGUCCUCAAACAAUGGUGCUGGGUUGAACUUUACAGGAC
Closterium sp. NIES-67 is the source of this 4379-nucleotide messenger RNA. NCBI's taxonomy places the organism in Eukaryota, Viridiplantae, Streptophyta, Zygnematophyceae, Desmidiales, Closteriaceae. The record is from the annotation of a GenBank genome assembly.